AUGUGCCCAGUCGAUAGUUUUGCAUGUGAUGGUAUCGUCUGUCUUAAUCCUCAUCAAAAAUGUGACGCUGUGGUCAAUUGCAAGGAUGGAAGUGACGAGAUAAACUGUGAUUACUGUCCAGGUUCAUUUGCAUGUGCUUUAUCGAAAACAUGCAUCCCAGAAAGUUAUGUAUGUGACGGUCUAGUUGAUUGUAAUGAUGCAUCGGAUGAGUCAAACUGCUCUCAGCUCUUUAAAACAUGUGAAGAGCUUCUCAAUGUUGGAAUUUCUGAAAGCGGAAUGAAAAUACUUGAUGGAAAGUAUAUUUAUUGUGAUUUUGAAAAGGAUGAAAUCGGAAAUCGGAUAAAAAUCACAAUGAUAUAUCAUAAUGUAGACUGGUUGCACCACAGAGGAGCUGAAUACAACUUGGAGCCACAGAAGUUCAUACGUGAUGCCCUAACAUCCUGGUAUACAUGUUCUCAAAAGUUUACACAGGAAACACGUCAGCGAAGAUAUGUUAUUAAAGAGCUUGCUAAUUUGACGUCCUGGGAAUCAAAUCAUGUAGUGUUACAAUACAAUCCUUUUGAAAGCUGUACAGAGAUUAUAAAAGCUUUCAACCUUGACGAUCCAGCAGUUCUGUGUCUGGUACGUGCACGAUUUCACCAGUUUGCACGAGGAAAUGUUGCAAUAUAUAAAGAAAAUAGUUCAGCUAAAGAGACAUCAAAUGACAUCGGAGGCAAUGCAACCACAGAUACUUUUGAGAUACAUUUCACCUCAGAAUCCGUACAGCUCAGGGUGUUUGAAUGA
This is a messenger RNA of Mercenaria mercenaria, 783 nucleotides long. RefSeq lists its product as uncharacterized. The transcript is spliced from 8 exons. Lineage: Eukaryota; Metazoa; Mollusca; Bivalvia; Venerida; Veneridae. Gene Ontology annotation, molecular function: protein binding. Gene Ontology annotation, cellular component: plasma membrane. Bases 1 to 783 code for a protein of 260 amino acids. The record is from RefSeq and is a predicted model, not a curated record.